UCAACAUAUACCAAAUUGUGUUAAGAUUCAGAAUGCAGCUACUAGGGUCCAUAACCCAUUUAAUUUUCUUCAUAAUCUCGGCUUACAUUUUCCAUGGGAUUGUCGAUGGACAUCAAGCAACAUUCUAUAUACACAAUAAAUGUCCCUUUCCAAUAUGGCCUGCAACAGCACCAAACACUGGUCAACCAAUUAUAGCAGAUGGUGGAUUCUACCUUCCUUCAGGCCAAACAAAGAAAAUUCUAGCACCAUGGUCAUGGAGUGGUAGAAUUUGGGCUAGAACAGGUUGCAAUUUUGCUUCAAAUAAUUGGAAACCAUCUUGUGAAACUGGGGAUUGUGAUGGAAGAUUAGCUUGCAAUGGACUCAUUGGAACACCUCCAGCUACAUUAGUUGAAAUCACACUUCAAGGUGAUAAAGGGAGACCAAAUUUCUAUGAUGUUAGUCUUGUUGACGGUUACAACAUUCCCGUGUCCGUCGUCGUCCCUAACAAGAACAUAAAUUCGAAGUGUAACAUUCAGGGUUGUUUUAAGGAUGUUAAAAGUUUGUGUCCUCGUGAGCUUGAGGUUUUGAAUUCUAAUGGAGAAGUUGUGGCUUGCAAAAGUGCCUGUUUGGCUUUUGAUCUUGACAAUUUUUGUUGUAGGAAUGAUUAUGGAAGUCCUAAGAAGUGUAGGCCAAAUGUUUACUCGAAAAUAUUUAAGGAUGCUUGUCCUAAUUAUUUUAGCUAUGCUUUUGACACUCCUACUCCACUUGUGAGUUGCGGAUCCUUAGAAUACAUAAUCACAUUUUGUCCUCAAGGAUGGGGUGGUGCUGCUGAUGUGUCGACAAUUCAGAUUGACGGUGUAUCUGAUGUUUGACAUGUGUUAGUGUAUGAUACAGUCACAUAUUAUUACAUUCAAUUAUUUUAUUUUUUAAAUUUUAUUAGUGUCGACUUGUCAGUGUUAUGACACGUGUCUGUCUCAGUGUGAAGUGUUUACCACAUUUGUCCUUAUGGAUGGGGUGGUGCUGCUGGUGCGCCAACAGUUGAGGUUGACGACAUGUCUGAUGUCUUGCGCGUGUUAGUGUUUGAUAUUGUCAUAUGUGGUUACAUAUUAGCAUAUGUGAUUACAUUCAUUUAUUUUAUUUUCUCAAAUUAUUAUUGGUAUUUACAUAUCAAUGUCAUGUCACGUGUCUUGCUUUA
Molecule: messenger RNA, 1174 nt
Organism: Medicago truncatula (barrel medic)
Lineage: Eukaryota; Viridiplantae; Streptophyta; Magnoliopsida; Fabales; Fabaceae
Product: thaumatin-like protein
Exons: 2
Coding region: 33-851 (272 amino acids)
Source: RefSeq, a predicted model, not a curated record